CCCCCAAUUCUUUCACUCUCUUCACUCAACUAUUGCACCUUCUUCAAUUUUCAUGCUCUUCUUCUUCUUCUGAUUCUUUGUUAAGAUCGAAAAAUGAAGGAUUCUGAGAAAUGUUCCAACUCAAACGCUAUUGAAUCCGAUGUUUCUCAAGGGUUAGAAGCUAGAAAAGUUGGGCAGAAUAGAAGAGCUUUGGGGGUGAUUAACCAUAAUAUGAUUCCUAACAAGAGGGCUGUAUCAGAAAGAAAUGAAGUUUGUGAAAAGAAACAAGGGGAUCCGGUGCAUCGACCCAUCACUAGGAGGUUUGCUGCGAAAAUUGCUAGCACGCAAAAACUUAAGGCGGCUGAGGGGACGACGAAAAGGUCAAACUUGACUAGUUCGAAUGGAUUUGGAGAUUGUAUAUUUGUUGAUGAUGAGCAUAAGCUGGCGGAGGACCAGCCUGUGCCAAUGGCUUUAGAGAAAACUGAACCUAUGCGAAAUGAGUCAGAUGAGAUGGAUGAAGUUGAGAUGGAGGAUAUGAUGGAUGAGCCUGUUAUGGACAUUGACAUCUCUGAUGCAAAUGACCCUCUUGCAGUUUCUGAAUAUAUUGAUGAUCUUUAUGCUUACUACAGAAAAGUUGAGAGUACUGGCUGUGUCUCACCAAAUUAUAUGGCUGAUCAAUUCGACAUUAAUGAAAGAAUGAGGGCCAUACUGAUUGAUUGGCUUGUUGAGGUGCACGACAAAUUUGACCUGGUUCAUGAGACAUUGUUUCUCACAGUUAAUCUUAUAGACAGAUUUUUGGAAAAGCAGUCAGUGGUUAGAAAGAAGCUUCAGCUGGUUGGUCUAGUGGCAAUGCUUUUGGCAUGCAAGUAUGAGGAAGUUUCUGUGCCUGUGGUUGGAGAUCUAAUUCUAAUAUCAGACAGAGCAUACAGUAGGAAAGAAGUUCUUGAAAUGGAGAAGUUGAUGGUCAACACAUUGAAGUUUAACAUAUCUGUGCCAACAGCAUAUGUUUUCAUUAGAAGGUUCCUAAAGGCAGCUCAAGCAGACAGAAAACUUGAGCUGCUAGCUUUCUUCUUGGUAGAGCUAUCUCUAGUAGAAUAUGCAAUGUUGAAGUUCCCUCCUUCUCAGCUAGCUGCAGCUGCUGUCUAUACCGCUCAAUGUGCUACCAAUGGUUUCAAACAGUGGAGUAAGACAUGUGAAUGGCACACCAACUACUCAGAAGAUCAACUAUUAGAGUGCUCUAGUUUAAUGGUUGAUUUUCACAAGAAGGCUGGGACAGGGAAACUUACAGGGGCACAUCGGAAGUAUUGCACAUCAAAAUUUAUCUUUACUGCAAAAUGUGAACCAGCAAGUUUUCUUCUAGAGAACUAGUUGUAGCAGGGCUAUAUAUAGCUUAGCUACUAAUAAUUAUUUAUUACAAACAUUUAACUUUCAUAUAAUUGAGUUACGGACGUGAUGUGACCAACUUGUUGGGUUGCAUUGCAAUGGGAAAUUCCCUUUAAUAUAAUUGAGUUAAGGAUGGAUGGGUGAUGUGAGCAACUUGUUGGGUUGCAUUGCAAUGGAAAAUCCCCUGCUCGGUGUUUUAACUUAUUUGUUCUCAAGUUACUCUCUGUAAUGUUCUGAUUGAACAUAAUUUACAUUUUACAUCUGUACUUCUGAUGUUCCCAUUGAACAUAAUAAUGGAAAUAUAUAGAAAUUUCUUAGUAAA
This is a messenger RNA of Vicia villosa (hairy vetch), 1684 nucleotides long. Its product is annotated as G2/mitotic-specific cyclin-1-like. Gene Ontology annotation, cellular component: centrosome; cytoplasm; nucleus. NCBI's taxonomy places the organism in Eukaryota, Viridiplantae, Streptophyta, Magnoliopsida, Fabales, Fabaceae. Gene Ontology annotation, molecular function: cyclin-dependent protein serine/threonine kinase regulator activity. The record is from RefSeq and is a predicted model, not a curated record. Gene Ontology annotation, biological process: regulation of cyclin-dependent protein serine/threonine kinase activity; mitotic cell cycle phase transition. The transcript is spliced from 11 exons. Bases 94 to 1347 code for a protein of 417 amino acids.